Molecule: messenger RNA, 4283 nt
Organism: Anopheles stephensi (Asian malaria mosquito)
Lineage: Eukaryota; Metazoa; Arthropoda; Insecta; Diptera; Culicidae
Gene: singed
Product: protein singed
Exons: 6
Coding region: 931-2466 (511 amino acids)
Biological process (GO): cell migration; establishment or maintenance of cell polarity; actin filament bundle assembly
Cellular component (GO): cytoplasm; actin cytoskeleton
Molecular function (GO): protein-macromolecule adaptor activity; actin filament binding
Source: RefSeq, a predicted model, not a curated record
GCUCGCCGACCAACUUCAUUUGUGCUCCGUCAGCCAAGUCGAACGCUACUCCGGUCAGCUUCAGCGUAUAUUCGUGUGGUAGUCGCAACUUGCCUCUUUUUGUCGUACAGCGCCAGCAAACGCACAGGUCCUUGCGACGGCAUAGAAGAGGACCCUUCCUGUCCCGGGUAUCAAUCAAACCAAGCUCUCAAAAAUCUGCGGAUCGUGAAUAUCCAGCAGCCAGAGCCGCCCGCAAACGAGGUGAAGAAACUCUCCAGUCUCGGAGUCCUCCCAGUGUUCCAGACCGUGGUACCGCGCGUUUCUACCCCCUCUUUGUUCCUCUCACGCUUUUUUACCGGUUUCGUAGUGGUGUGUCGUCCCGUGUUGGUGGUGCCCCCCUAAAUUCAAUCAAACACCGUCAAUACUGUUGUGCGCCCGCGUCAAAAUCCGCGUUGUGUCCUUUUUUUUAAAAAAAAUAAGCAAAAAACCAAAGAGAUCGUGUCACACAGUCCGAUCCCCGUACCUUCGCUAAAGCAUCAGCAAGUAGGAGGAAGCGAAAACCAGAAAGAAAACAACCGAGUGUGCGUUACGAAAAGUUUUGUGUGAGAAAAGCGUUGUAAUCUCAACCAUUCGGUAAAGGAUCGUCACUGCCGCCAGUCAGACUUCUAGCAACUAACUGUACUACCUCGACCUAUACCGGUUACUACUACUACUACUACGUCCACCAACACAACUAUAGCAUCCAGCCGAACACAACACUCCAGCAUCCGCAGAGCAGCGCAUCCUUAAAACGAUAAACCACCAAUCGCCAAGACCUUCCCAUCCCUCGGCGGCAUCUCGUCGUCCUUCCCACACACCCAGCAGCGGUCCCGUACGGACUAUUUGCGUGUGACGCGGCUCUGUUGAGCAUCGAAGGCAGCCACCCUGUAUCUCCAACCGACCGUCGCCACCAUGAAUGGUUCCGGGUACGAGAUAAAUACAAACGGUGACAUCCUGCUACAGAACCAGCAGAAGGGCUGGUGGACGAUCGGGCUGAUCAAUGGCCAGUACAAAUACAUGACGGCCGAAACGUUCGGCUACAAGCUGAACGCGAACGGGGCGAGCCUGAAGAAGAAGCAGCUCUGGACGCUCGAACCGUCCACCACCGGCGAUAGUAUCAUCUAUCUGAAGUCUCACCUGGGACGCUACCUCUCGGUGGAUACGUUCGGCAAUGUGCUGUGCGAGUCGGAGGAGCGUGAUGCGGGCAGCCGCUUCCAGAUCAGCAUCACCGACGACAAUUCGGGCCGCUGGGCGCUGAAGAACGAGCAGCGCGGCUACUUCCUCGGUGGUACGCCGGAAAAGCUAACCUGCACGGCGAAGGCUCCGGGCAAGAGCGAGCUGUGGAGUGUCCAUCUGGCUGCUAGGCCACAGGUGAACUUGCGCUCGGUUGGUCGUAAGCGAUUUGCCCAUCUGUCCGACACGCAGGACGAAAUCCACGUCGAUGCGAACAUCCCGUGGGGUGAGGACACGCUGUUCACGCUGGAGUUCCGUGCCGAUGAGGACGGCCGUUACGCGCUGCAUACGUGCAACAACAAAUAUCUCAACUCGAACGGUAAGCUGGAGAACAAGUGCAACGAUGACUGUCUGUUCUCGGCCGAAUACCACAGCGGCCACCUGGCGUUGCGCGACCGGCACGGACUCUACCUGUCGCCGAUCGGUUCGAAGGCGGUGCUGAAGUCACGCUCGCAGACGGUCACGCGCGACGAACUGUUCUCGCUCGAGGACUCGCUGCCGCAGGCAUCGUUCAUUGCCGCACUGAACAGCAAGUACGUGUCGGUAAAGCAGGGCGUCGACGUUACCGCCAACCAGGACGAGAUCGGCGAGAACGAAACGUUCCAGCUGGAGUUCGACUGGUCCGCACACCGGUGGGCACUGCGCACGACGCAGGACCGUUACUGGUGUCUGUCGACCGGCGGUGGCAUUCAGGCGACCGGUAACCGCCGGUCGGCCGAUGCACUGUUCGAGCUCGAAUGGCACGGCGAUGGUUCGGUAUCGUUCCGUGCCAACAAUGGUAAGCUGCUGGCAACGAAGCGGUCCGGCCAUCUGUUCGCCACCGCCGAAGCGAUCGAGGAGACGACCAAGUUCUACUUCUAUCUGAUCAACCGACCGAUUCUGGUGCUGAAGUGCGAGCAAGGGUUCGUUGGGUAUCGUGCACCGGGCAGCAACAAGCUCGAAUGCAACAAAGCCAUCUACGAAACGAUCCUGGUCGAGCGUGCCCAGAAGGGUAUCGUCCAUUUCAAGGGUCAAAAUGGCAAGUAUUGGCGCGUGGAUGGUGAAGGCAUUGCGGCCGAUUCGGAUGUACCGUGCGACGGGUUCUUCAUCGAGCUGCGCGAACCAACGCGCAUCUGUCUGCGUUCGAGCGAUGGCCGCUACCUGGGCGCUACCAAGAAUGGUACGUUCAAGCUCGUCGACACCGGUUACGAUACUGCCACCCAGUGGGAAUACUAAGCGAACAAGAAUCAGUAAGACGGAGGGGGAUCGUUAGUUAUAGUGUAGACACACACACACACACAUAGAGAACAAGGGACAUCAGGGAGACCCCGGUCGUUCGUCGGGAAAUCGGAAACUACGUCUCGGUCUCGUUUUCUUUCGAUUUUUGCUUUCUUUUUGGUUUUUGUUUUCUUCUUGUCCCUUAAUCGACGAAGAAAGUGCGUGUAUGAUGUGUGUGUGUGUGUGUGCUGACUUGGAUGAUGGGAUGCAGGGAUCCGUUUUAGGACAAGCUGUGUCAUCGGUCGCAAACAAUUUAUUUGACAGAACUAUUUACGAUAUUUAUUCAGGCAUCUAUGUGUGUGUGUGGGUGCGCGCGCGUGUGUGUGUGUAGUAUGUGAAAAUGCAAUUCAAUCUCUCUCUCUUAUCGUAACCUACAUACAACACACACACACAGAGACACGCACACACAUAUUUAUAUACAUACUCGAUAGAAUGGUGAAGCAUAUACACUGACAAUUAUACACACACACAUGGAAACCUCGAAGGUAUGAAGCGAAUAAUACACACACAUACACUCAUUUAGCCUAGUAGUAUAUUAUACGUGUAUGAUUGAUUGGCGAAAAAAGGCAACAGGUCAGGGAAACGCAUACAUAUGCGUGAGCUUCGGCAAAGGAAUUUCCACAAAGGAUCGCUUUGCGUUCUGGAAGAGUUUCCCGGCGCGUGUGCUUAUGUAUUUGUGUGUCUCCAUAUUUUUUUUUCGGAGAAAGUCGUUGCACUGCGAGUGAAAAGAAGUAUAACAUUUGUAUUUAUUUGUGAAGCAGAAGUCGAAGAUCGAGAAAUAAACACACAUACACUCACAACACACAAGAGAAAAUGGAGGAGCAAGUUAUCCUCUCCUCAGGUCGUGUGGUAAGGAAGAAAAGUUUAGAUUUUUUUGUAUCCCUAUUGCUAUACAUAUAAUAUAUACUUACACCAACAUAAAACCACACACACACAAACCCAUUCUCGAAUAUAUUUAAUUACUACCCAAAUUGCAGCAGCAAAAUGUCGUCCAGAGACAGUACUAGGGCGGAAAGAGAGAGAGAGUUUUUUAUUUCUCUCUCUCUCUCUGUGACAAGGUGAUCGAAAAAGAAAACUAGAAAGGGCUAAACAAGCUCUAAAACCGCAAAUGGUAAACGAUCCCAAAUGCUUGAAAUCAGGUUAAAAAGAAGUUAAAAUGCUAGCUAAGAAGCAUCUUGGCGCAGAGAAUGAAGGACAGAAUGAGCGUGCGCGAGGGAGUGAGAGAGAGAGAGGGAAAAAGAAAAGCAAUACAGAAGGAAGGUAACACUACUUUGUGGGGUGGGGGGGGGGAAGGAAAGCAAAGGGAAGUGGAUCCGGAGGGGAAAAAGGGGGGUGUGCGACGUGAUGAACGAGAGCGGUGAUAAAACCUUUUUUUGUGCUAAACGUGUUUCUAUGUACCAACCGCGCGCGAUACCAACCGUCAACUUUAAGCAUCAUUAACUUUAUUUAUGCGUACACUAAAACACACGCACAUCCGUUCGCGAAAACUCACGUUCACACCAGAGGAGGAAGUGCAAUAGUGUUUGAAUAAACCGCCCGCGGGUGGUAUGGGGUACCAUGAAAGACAUCUUCACUAAUACGGACACAACUGACAGAAAGGAUCUUCGCAGGCGCGAGUGUGUGUGUAGCUGGAUCGCAGAUACAUAUGUGCGUGUGCGUGAGUGGAUUUAUCGCAUAAAAAAAGGAUUAACUUAAGUACGGUAGGCGGCGAUUAGCAACACAGGAAUCAUUAAGACAUCAUCAUUAAUCAAUAAAAAAACUCAAGUCAAAACCAA